UAGUUUUGACAGCAACUGCUGAAGAAAAACUUCUGUCCCCAUCCGACCGUCGAUUGGUGUGUGUUCCGAAAAAUGGCAGCGCUCAUCAAAGGAUUAAAAUUAGUUAACCAAUUUUCAUCCAAAAACCCCGCCUUGCUUGUGCUGGCUGCGCGCAACGCACAUGGCUGGAACAAGGACUUUAAACCGAGCAAAUUCCCCGAAACGGAUAAGGAACGGGAAGCUGCCGCUCGGAAGUAUGGCUUGCAUCCUUCAGAAUACCAGCCGUACCCAGACGAUGGCACAGGCAUCGGAGACUAUCCCAAGCUGCCCGAUGUUCCAGUAGAAGCGCGCGAUCCCUAUUAUCCUUACGAUUUCCCGGAGCUGAAGAGAAAUCUUCACGAUCCGAUGCACGCCGAUACUCCUCUGUGGGCAGAGGAUCGCUAUGGUACCGCAGAGCCAACCCGUUUCUCGAUGAAGUUCUACUGGAUGUCGUUCCUCGGUUUACUGGCCGGGUGCUUUGCCGUCUAUUACUGGCUAGAAGAUUACAAAAUGUUCCGACCGGUGAUGGCCAAGCAGUAUCCGCGCGAUGGGCCUCACUACACAUUUGAGAGAAAGUGAACGACGUUUGGCCGAGUGCAGUAUGUGUAGACGAUGGAAAGGCGGUACCAGUUAAUGACAUGGUAGGAGUGUCAAGAGAAGUGCAUUCUCAAGUGUUCGCUGUUCUGCCAUGAUGCAAAGAUUGUGUAAAUAAAUUGGUGGAAAAUUAA
Messenger RNA from Armigeres subalbatus, 746 nucleotides. RefSeq names its product NADH dehydrogenase [ubiquinone] 1 beta subcomplex subunit 8, mitochondrial (gene ND-ASHI). Gene Ontology annotation, cellular component: mitochondrion. Bases 73 to 597 code for a protein of 174 amino acids. Lineage: Eukaryota; Metazoa; Arthropoda; Insecta; Diptera; Culicidae. The record is from RefSeq and is a predicted model, not a curated record. The transcript has 3 exons.